Vespula vulgaris is the source of this 11190-nucleotide messenger RNA. It is a transcript of the gene Mdr49, whose product is annotated as multidrug resistance protein homolog 49-like. The transcript has 15 exons. The coding region runs from base 3397 to 7431 and encodes 1344 amino acids. NCBI's taxonomy places the organism in Eukaryota, Metazoa, Arthropoda, Insecta, Hymenoptera, Vespidae. Gene Ontology annotation, molecular function: ATP binding; ABC-type transporter activity; ATP hydrolysis activity. Gene Ontology annotation, cellular component: membrane. Gene Ontology annotation, biological process: transmembrane transport. The record is from RefSeq and is a predicted model, not a curated record.
AAGUCCGAAGGGUGAAAAAGGGGGGAAGAAGACGCCGUUGCGUAAGAGUCUGGACGUCGUCGAGCCGUCGCGACGGCGUCAGUCGUUCGAGCGCCGCCAAAGCACCACGGUACGCGGAAAAUUCGUUCGAAUCCUUUACUUAGAGAGAGAGAGAUCAAAAGAUUAUUUAUUGAAUUUUAUUCGGAUAUAGGCCGAUCGCGUUCUAUUUCCUCGUCUUCGUUGGUGACUUCGCGUCUAGCGAAAGGGCUUUCAAGGUCGACACGAAAUUCCACUUCUCUCGAGGUCGAGGAGAGACGAAUUUGCGUUCAAGGUCAAUAGCGUGUACCACCUGCACGGCGAACGACAUCGGCGUGCUCUUUCACACUCGUACGCCCAUGCGCACGCGUCAUGCUCGAUGCAAGUCUUUCGUCUCUCUCUUUCUCUCUCUUUCUCUCUCUCUUGUUAUAUCUUUUCAUCCAUUUGUCCAUAUAUUUUGUUUAUAUUCUUUUCUUCUUUCUUUCUUUUUCACUCUCUCUCUUUUUUUUCUCUUCCUGUUUUCUUUAUGGUGUUCCUUAUGCAGUGAUUCUUUAAAGCAGUGAUGUUUAUCAGAUUGCUAUCCACACAAUGAUUUCGAGCCAGUGAAUAGUCAGAAGAAUACUUUAUGUACUUAAGUAUUUGUAAUGAAACGGAUAGGAUUUAAAUAAAAAGUAAACCGAUACAUUUCGUCGAGCAUGUUAAUUAUAAUGCAAGAGAUGCUCUAGUAAUAGUUCAUUAAAUAUCUAUUGAUAGUUGUUAAAAUGAUCGGUUAGCUUCGAAUAUGAAAGAUAUGCAGGUAGAUAUUUUUUGGAAAAAAUACAAAAAUGUAAAAGUACAAAAAUAGUUGGCAUCAUUGCUUUAAAGCGUCAUGCGGUUUUUCAACGUACGAGCUAUUAGAGAUUUUGGUGACAGUUUAGUUUUUAUCGAGAUGAAUUUGCAAGUAUUUUGGAAAAUAUCGUUUAGCACUAAUGCGUUCCGUACCAGGAAGGAAAUAUCUUGGAAGAAGGAAGAUAUUAAUAUCCCAUUUGGGUUGCACGAUCAUAUAGCUCGGAGUUGACCGCUUUUUCGACCGAACGCGGUUAUACACUAGGAGAGCUAUCGCCUUUAAGACUACUCGAGACUCUUUCUCCCUUUCUACUUCUUGACUUAUCCUCGUUUAUUACUUCGGAAAUACCGCAGUCAUCGUAACUCUCGCAUUAUUCUUCGAAAAAGAAAAAAAAAUAAAACAAAAAAGAAAAUCGACGGACGUUCAUAGGAUCUCAUUCGAAAUCGAUAAAUCAUUAAUUCGAUCGUGUCUCGAUCCAUUUUCGUACCGAUCAUUAUUUAAUCUAAAAAAUGCAUUCUUUCUUCGUUCAUGAACCUUCUCGAAAUUUCUCUCGUUCUCUCCCUUAUUUUUUCUAUUUUUCUUUUUUGCAAAAGAAAAGAAAAAAGAGAAAGAAAAAAGGAAUCAAAUAAAACGGAGCAAAACAAAAAAAGGAUAAAAACGGAGCAGUAAGCUCGUGAUUUUUGGGGAGAGGAAUAUUCAUGGGAUUCUUCGACGGUCGGUGUCGAUGCAUAAAUACAGUUUAGCGGAGGGACCGAAACGAAAAUGGAAAUUUCGAAUCGAUCGCGUUCGAAGGCGUCUUUCAUCGUCGACGAGAUGUGUCGCGCGGUUUUGCGGACGCGACAUUUUCCUCCUUUGUUCUGGCACGAAAAGCCGCAGGUACGUGUCAGGCAUCGAAAUUGAGCGCGAUAGAAUUCAAAUUGAUGGAGGAAACUAUAGGAAUACUGUGUUGUGUUGUUGGGGCUGCUGCUGCUGUUGCUGGUGCUAUUGCUAUAUCGAUAGAGGAGCCAUUUAUUAUCGGAUUGUCAUAUGUAUAUACGUAUGUUCGUCUUAAUUCACGUCGAAUUAUUUAUAACCAUUUUAUAUUACCUUCACUCUCCUUUGUCGUUGUCGUGUCCAUGAUUUAUCGUUUUAAGAUCGACGUGUAUCACGUAAAGGCAUAGGUAAUUUCGUUACGAAUAAAAACCUUCUCGAUAUUCAACGUACCCAUUUCGUCGAUUUUCUUCGGUUUCACAUUUUCGGAAACUUAUUGUACGAGAAAAGAAGAAGAGAAGGGAAGAAUGACAAACAAAUAAAAAGAAGAAAAAGAAAAGAAGACGGACAAAGGAAAAGAAAAUAGUAAAAAAAAUUCUCAGAAAACGCACUAUUUUCCUUUUGCUUUUACUUGCUAUCGAUAGAAAGUCAGAAACGCGAAACUUCCUAGUAUAUUCCGACUGAUCGUAAUUCUUACAUAAUCGAGAGUUUGAUUCGAUCGGGAGGGGAAGAAACGAGAGUUCCGAAAUGAAAGAACUUAGAGCAGUUCGUUAGUUAGGUAUUGUUUUAGAAUCGAUCGAAUCGUUCCUUACAUUUCUUCUAUGCUUAUCUAAAAUUUUUGAUCAUUUCUUUUGAUGAAAGAAAAUAAGUGAUAAGACCAUCGAUCAUUUUCUUCGAUUAUUAUUUAUACCUUAUACCGAGCACCUUGUAUAUCUGCUUUUGUAAUAUUUUCUUUUUCACUUCUUUUUCUUUUCCCCUCUAAAUUCAAUUUAAAAAUUCUCAUUAAAAUUCUUCGCGUUUAGCAACGAGCAACGACCGUUCAUUAAUAUUAUAUAGACGAUCGUUGACGUUGAAAUCCGUAGGUGUAUGAUUCUUCGAAACGAUCGAUAUAGUCCUUAAUCAAAUAAGUUAUUUCUUUGAAAUCGACGGCUUCGUGCCAGGAGCGUAAAAGAUCGAGUAACGUCGUUGAGGAAGUAUACGACGAUUAUUCGGAAAACCCUUCGUGUGACGCGCAUCGCGUAUUGGAAACGAGGAAACUGGACGCUUGUAUACGAUCACGCCUCGGACUACUAGGCAUCUUAUCUUGUCGCAACCACGGUAUAAAAGAUAGCGUCUUUGAACAGGUGCCUUCAGUAAUUGGUGACUAUCGUGAGAACGCGAUUACCUUGGUACACGACCGCCGUUUUUCAUCCACAAGAUUUCUCCUCUUAUUUAUAUCUAUAUCUUUCUCUUUCUUUAUCUUUAAUACGUUUCGCCAUUCGUACGAGACAAGACCGAUUUAAAAACUUUCGAUCAUUGAGAUCGGUGAACAUCUUUUUCCGAUAUUUUACGUAACUUAUUUACGUGAAAAUCAAUACCGAGAGAAAUUUUCAAAUAAUCAAAGUGAUCGGAAGAGAUCGUUAAAUAAAGAGAUAGAUAUAUCGUGUCGCGAAAGGGUGCGAGAGUGACAUCUGUUUGACGUCGCGAGGGACACUUAUGAAGGGGCUUGACUCCGUACCGAAACUCAGCAUCGAUCAGAUUAAAUAUAUUUGGGACAUCGAUUGGAAGCAGUAGCCGAGCCAAGAGUUGUUAACUGAGAAUGCGCAAUGACACAGCGAAUUUAUCAGUGGUCCACGAGCCCAAGGGAGGCACCGCAGACUAUCCAAAUGGAGCCCCCAAAAACUCACCGCCCAGAAAAAAUCCUCUCGAGGUACACACAACGAGACACGGAGAAGGAUAAAACGGAAACCGAGUAUAUGCUACAACAGAAUGGCGAACCAAUUGAAUUCGUACCACCUCAGACGAAGGAGGAGGAAAAACCAAUCCAGCAGACACCGUCGUUACCACCGGUGCCUUACUACAGACUCUUCCGAUUUGCUACUGUCGGCGAGUUGAUGUUGAUUUUCGGAGGCCUGAUCAUGGGAAUAUUGACGGGUCUCUGUAUACCGAUUUCUACAAUACAAUAUGGUGAAUUCACAACCUUAUUGGUCGACCGUAAUAUGCCGAAUCAAACGAGUACUCCGACGCUUAUAUUGUAUUGGUUCGGAGGAGGAAAGGUCUUAGGACAGAACGCAACUGACGAGGAGAAAAUGGACGCUCUCUACGACGACUCAGUGGCAUUUGGCGUAUCUUGUGCCGCUUUGUCGUCGCUACAAUUCAUCUUUGCCAUCUUCACCGUCGACUUAUUAAACGUAGCCGCGUUUAGACAGAUCGCUAGAGUACGCAAAAUGUUUCUGCGUGCUGUUCUUAGGCAGGACAUGAGUUGGUACGACACCAACACAUCCACGAAUUUCGCAAGCAGGAUUACCGAAGAUUUGGACAAAAUGAAGGAUGGAAUAGGCGAGAAACUCGGUAUCUUUACGUAUUUGAUGGUCUCCUUUAUAUCAUCAAUCAUUAUAUCCUUCAUAUACGGUUGGAAAUUGACAUUGGUUGUGCUUAGCUGCGCGCCAAUUAUCGUCAUAGCUACCGCUGUGGUAGCCAAGGUUCAAAGCUCCUUAACAGCCCUCGAGUUGGCUGCGUAUGGACAAGCUGGAAGCGUCGCUGAAGAGGUCCUUGGUGCCAUCAGGACGGUCAUAGCCUUCAACGGCGAGCAAAAGGAGGUCGACAGAUACGCGGAGAAGCUUUUGCCCGCGGAAAAAACAGGCAUCAAGAGAGGAAUGUGGUCUGGCGUUGGAGGUGGUGUCAUGUGGUUUAUCAUUUAUCUCAGCUAUGCCCUCGCUUUUUGGUACGGAGUACAACUCAUCUUGGAAGAUCGUCCGAAGGAAUAUAAAGAAUAUACACCGGCCGUCUUGGUGAUAGUAUUUUUUGGUGUGUUGGCCGGUGCACAGAACAUGGGUCUCACUUCGCCUCAUUUAGAAGCCUUUGCAGUGGCCAGAGGAUCAGCUGCUGCGGUUUUUCAAGUACUCGACCGAGUACCAUCCAUCGAUAGUCUUAGUAAGGAGGGUCAAAAAUUAAAAUCGGUUAGCGGUGAUAUAGAAUUUAAAGACGUCCAUUUUCGUUAUCCUGCGAGAAGAGAUAUACAAGUGUUGCAAGGUUUAAAUUUGAAAAUAAGGCAUGGAGAGACCGUCGCUUUGGUCGGUGGUUCCGGAUGCGGAAAAUCUACGUGUUUGCAACUUAUACAGAGACUUUACGAUCCUUUGCAAGGACAAGUAUAUUUGGACGGCGUCGAUAUAUCGAAGUUAAACGUUCAAUGGUUGCGUUCGUACAUCGGCGUUGUUGGUCAGGAACCAGUACUCUUUGACACGACAAUACGAGAGAACAUCCGUUACGGAAAUGACAGCGUUACCGAAGAAGAGAUGAUCAAAGCCGCCAAGGAAGCAAACGCUCACGACUUCAUCAGCAAACUGCCGGAGGGGUACGAUAGCCCUGUAGGAGAGAGAGGUUCUCAACUAUCGGGUGGGCAAAAACAAAGGAUCGCAAUCGCCCGUGCUUUGGUCAGACGACCAGCCAUACUUUUACUCGACGAGGCUACUUCCGCGUUAGAUCUUCACAGUGAGGCAACCGUUCAGAGAGCACUUGACGCUGCUUCGAAAGGGAGGACCACCGUUAUCGUGACUCACAGACUCUCUACUAUCACUAACGCUGAUAGGAUCGUCUUUAUCAAGGAUGGUAAGGUCGUUGAAGAGGGUACACACGAGGAGUUGCUGGCACUUGGCAAACAUUAUCACGGAUUGGUCGCAGCUGAUGCUAGUGCUGCUGCCAAAGCUAAAGCUACGGCGUCCGCAGCGAAAACUGUAACAGCAGCGAAACCUAAAACCCAAAAGGCUCCAUUGAAGAGACAAUUUUCGACUCUCUCUAUGCACUCUCAUCGCUUAUCACUAGCAGGUGGGUCCGAUGCCGGCUCGGAUGCUGGUUUGGAGGAGCACGAAAAACCGUACGAUGCACCGAUGAGUAGGAUACUAGGGUUGAACAAAACGGAAUGGCCCUUCAACUUUAUAGGAUGUUUAGCAGCUGGGACUGUAGGAGCAUCAUUUCCAGCAUUCGCAGUCUUAUUCGGUCAAGUUUAUUACGUAUUGGGUCUUCAAGACGAAGACGAAAUUAGAAGAGAGACGGUGAACUUUUCGGUACUUUUCAUCAUCGUCGGUGUAGUAACUGGCAUAGGAACCUUCCUGCAAAUGUAUAUGUUUGGUCUAUCUGGAGUCAGAAUGACAACGAGGAUCAGAAAGAUGACUUUCGGGGCAAUGUUGAAACAAGAAAUGGGUUGGUACGACGAAGAACAGAACAGUGUCGGUGCACUUUGCGCUAGAUUAUCUUCGGAUGCUGGAGCCGUUCAAGGGGCUACAGGAAGUCGAAUAGGUGCCAUACUCCAAGCUUUAUCAACCUUGGUUCUUGGUAUCGGAUUGUCAAUGUAUUAUACCUGGAAGAUGACUUUGGUAUCCGUCGUUUCUAUUCCAUUAGUUCUUGGUGCCGUCUUUUUUGAGGCUAGAAUCAUGAGCGGACAAGGACUUCAAGAGAAGAAAAAGAUGGAAGCGGCUACGAGAAUAGCGAUAGAAGCGAUAUCGAACAUCAGAACGGUCGCGAGUUUAGGCAAGGAGACAGCCUUCUUCAAUCGAUAUUGCGUCGAACUCGAUCACGUGGCGCAGGCUACCAGGACGAGAAACCGAUUGAGAGGAUUGGUCUUUUCUUGCGGUCAGACUACGCCCUAUUUUGGAUAUGCUCUGAGUCUCUACUAUGGUGGUUACUUGGUGGCAAGAGAGGGUCUUAGUUAUCAAGAUGUCAUCAAAGUAUCGGAAGCACUUAUCUUCGGUUCUUGGAUGUUGGGACAAGCUUUGGCUUUCGCGCCGAAUUUUAACACGGCCAAAAUUUCUGCUGGAAGGAUCUUCAGAUUAUUGGAUAGAGUGCCAGAGAUAUCUUCGCCUCCAGGAUCAGAAGGAAAAGACUUGGAUUGGAAGGCAGAAGGGCUGAUACAAUUUUCAAAAGUGGAAUUCCACUAUCCAACGCGCUCGGAGAUGCAGAUACUUCGUGGUUUGAAUUUAAUAGUAAAGCCGGGUCAGAUGGUCGCCUUAGUUGGCCAAAGUGGCUGCGGAAAGUCAACCUGCAUUCAACUACUGCAACGCUUGUACGAUCCAAUCUCCGGGACGAUUACUAUGGACCGUCGCGACAUCUCCUCGGUCUCACUGGCCUCACUUAGAUCCCAGCUUGGCGUUGUAGGUCAGGAACCCGUUCUCUUUGAUAGAACUAUCGCAGAGAAUAUCGCCUACGGUGACAAUUAUCGACGAGUGCCGAUGGACGAGAUCAUGGAAGCCGCUAAAAAGUCGAAUAUUCACAGUUUCGUCAGUUCGUUGCCUUUGGGUUACGAUACGAGACUAGGAUCAAAGGGUACACAGCUUUCAGGAGGUCAGAAACAGCGCAUAGCUAUCGCGCGUGCUUUGGUAAGGAACCCACGGAUCUUGCUCUUAGAUGAGGCAACCUCAGCUCUCGACACUCAAAGCGAAAAGGUAGUACAAGCAGCCCUCGACAAAGCGAUGGAGGGUAGAACGUGCAUCACCAUAGCGCAUCGUCUUGCUACCGUAAGAAAUGCAGACGUGAUUUGUGUCCUUGAAAAGGGCACCGUCGCUGAGAUGGGUACUCACGACGAUCUAAUAGCUGCCGAUGGUCUUUACGCACAUCUACAUAAUUUACAAGAGGCCGCUAUGGAAUAGAUUUUUUAGCCCAAGAUUUUAAACUUCCUUCCCAUCCUAUUAUCCCAUUAAGAAGCACCGUUUCUUCCUUUUUAUAUAUACAUACUAAGACGAACGAAUAUUCUAAUUUCGAAAGUUUAGAUCGGUGAUCGAAGGAGAGCUUCGUACGAGGAUGAAUCGGAUUCAUGAAUUUAAAAAAAAAAAAAAGAAACAUAACAUUUUCUUGAGACAGUCAUAAUCAAUUUUUAAUUUCUUAAGUAGAUAAUACAUUUGCGGCUCCGUUGACUUAACCAUCGUUAGGUUUAAUUGUCGUGAACAUUGAUCAUCAAUUAUUCUCGAGUCGUCAAUUUUAUGCGAGAUUCGUUUGUUAGAAUUUAUUUACCCCUUUCUUCCUUGCUCAUUUUUUCUCCAUUUCUUCACACUUCAUAUCGUUCCCAUUUUUGUGUUUUACAUUGUUUAAACGAUGAAUAUUUUUACGCGUAUAAAAUAAAAAUAAGAAGUAGGUGAAGGAAAUAAAAAAAAACGCACUGAAUGCGCCAUGCGGUUUUCAUAGAUCUGAUCGAAUAAAAAUGAAUGAGAAUUUUUCUAGUGCUACUAUAGCUGCUACUACUAGAUACUAUCAUUAUUACUAUUACUACUCUAUUACUACUUCUACUACUACUACUACUACUACUACUACUACUACUACUACUACUACUACUACUACUACUACUACUACUACUACUACUACUACUACUACUACUACUACUACUAUUACUAUUACUACUACUACUACUACUACUACUACUACUACUACUACUACUACUACUACUACUACUACUAUUCUACUACUAUUACUACUACUACUCUACUACUACUACUAUUCUACUACUACUACUAUUACUAUUACUGUUAUUAUUAUAUACACAUACGUAUAGAGAAACAUACUUCAAAGAGGAUUCCAUUCUUGGCAAUCGUCUUACGAUCAAAUCAAAUCGAGAAGAAAAAGGAACGUAUGUAUUUACCUUUACGCUCGCAUAUCGAUAGAAAAGAAAUUGUCGAUUUAUUUUUGACUACAUCUUCCUUGAAGAAUACAUCGAGAUAGUAAAACUAGAAAAAGAAAAGAAAAGAAAAAGAGAAAGCUCCACUUCUCGAAUUUUGUAGAUACUUUUAUUCUAAUCCGUUUUAAAAAUUAUCGGACGAUGACAUCGUUCUUUUUUAUUAUUUAAUUUUUUUUUUGGCGUUGUAUUAUUCUUUGUAUUUUUUUUCUUUCUUCUUUUCUUGAGAACGCGAGCGAUCCAUAAAAAAUUUACGUACUCUCAUCGUCACAAACUCUGAUGUUACAAACUGAAUUUUAUGUGUAUUUUCAUUUUUAUUUUUUUUUUUUAUAAUUUCAUUUUUCUCUCUCACGUUUAUUUACGAGAGGCCCCGAAAUUGACACUUUUCUUAACUCGAAGUUCGAGGAAUUUUUUGAGAUAGCCGAAAUCUCGUAAAUUUACAUCAACUAACCCUCACGUGCCUUAAUAAUUAGAUACUCGCCGAAAUGAUUAUCAAGGGUGUAGACCUUACGUUCUUCGUAAGGGAGAUACGUAGAAAGAAGAGAGAUGGGGGAUGUUUCCUUGAUUAAAAUCACGUGGUACUUUCUUCUUCUUCUUCUUAUUUUUUUCAAACAUACAAGUUCGAAUUUAUUUUCAUUAUUUCAUCAUUCGUUUUGGAUUUUUCGUGAUAUUUUUUUUCUUUUUAUUCUUUUUUUUUGUUAGGGUGUCGUCAGAGAGUAGACAUUUCGGUUUUAGUCUAGAGGUAAGAUUUAGAGAAAGAAACAGAGAGAGAGAGAAAGAGAGAAAUAGAGAAGUAGAGAAGUAGAGAGAGAGAAUUUAUAGAAAUAGUCGUUUACAGCGUACCGAUAACUUCGACGAAGCGUGGACUUAACAAGAUUUCGUCGUAGUCAACCAUGAAAUCGGUUUUGAUUUACUCGAUAAUUCGACGUGAGUGCGGAGAAAAAAGAAAAAAGAUAUAUGUAAUGCAUGUUUUUCUUCUCUCCUUUUCCCUCUAUGUUUUCUCUCUCUUUUUUUAUUACUUUUUUCACGCACGUUUGUUAUUGUGAAUAACAACGAGUGUUUGAUAUAUUAAUCAUCAAAAAUAUUACUAUUUGAUAUCGCAUUCGAAAUUUUUGGGAAAAUUCUCGGUAAUAGUUGAAAUUUUUGAUAUAUGGUAAAAUCUCCCCUGCGUCCUUUAAAAUAAAAAAAGAAAAAAAAAGGGUAAGAAUAAACAAGGCAGAAUGAAAAUAUAAUACGAAGGAUCUCGACGGGAUAACGGAAAACUGUCAUGGGUUUUUUUUUCGAGGAACGCGAACGACGCGUAUGAAAUAAAUAAAAAUCAACAUGAAAAAUUUUUAACGCGAGAGGAUCUUUACUUUUCGAAGAACGUAACACCCGAGAAAAGAAAUCUAUUUGACGUUGAACGGGCAGAUUUUUUUUUUUUAGAAGGUUCGCUGAAAAGUGAUCGUGAAUUUUUUUUAGAAAAGGCAUAUGUAGAUAUACCUACCUUGUCUUUUCCUUUGCUUUCGAAGAAAAGAUUUUCCCGAUAUAGUUCGAUGCCUUAAUCGAGUUUAACGUUUGAACGAACAAAAUAACAAUAAAAUAACGAAGAAGGAACGUUAAUAAAAAGAGAAUGAAAUAGAAACGUCGAUCCAUCGUGUUCGAACGAACGGCCUUAUUUAAAGCUUUACGAGGAUAAAAUUAAUGUUAGUAAUUAAUAAUCAAGCUUUACGGUACUUAAUAUACACAUACAUAUAAACACUAGUAGUGUCUACCAGUGUAAUGGGCAGCCAAUGCUUUUUACUAUUCGCGAGUUGACAAUAGAAUAAAUGCCACCGAUGAAAUGAAAGAAAAAGGGAAAAUAAUAAAAAUAUACAGAGAGAGAUAGAGAGAUAGAGAUAGUGUGUAUAUCGCGUUAGAAGAGUAUACACGUUUUACGCCUGGUAAAUCGCAUACAAUAUAAAAAUACGAUCGUGAAAUAGAAGCAUACACAGAAAGAGAGAGAAAGGUAAAACUGUACGGUAGAUAUUUUUCGACGACCGCGGAUAGAGAAAGAAGAAAGAUAGAUAGAAUAUCAUGUGUUUGUCUGUAACAGUGCUCGAGGGAGAUCAUCGCCUAACAACACGCGCUCGAGUCGAUAUUUCAUUCCAAAUAUCAUUUCAUCGCGUUCAAGUCUGGACAACUUUCGAACGUAUCUCGUAAAAGAAAGAAAGGGGAAAAAAAGAAAGAGAGAAAAAUAUGAAUUUAUCGUGUUACGAACCGUCGAGCACUGAUGGACAGACAAAUGGAUAGAUAGAUAAAGAGAGAGUAAGAGAAAAAAGAGAGAAAGAAAAAGAGAGAGAGAGAGAGGAAAGGAAAAACGAAAGAAAAUAUAAGUAUCGUAUAUUUUAAUACUUAAAUCGUUAAAUAAGACUAAGGCCGCGGCCAUCGUAACUUAAGGGGCAGAGAGAUCUUAAAACGAGCGUGUGUCUUAAGAAGCAUGAGUUAAUGAAAGAACGACAGUGAGAGAGAGGGAGAGAGAGAGAGAGAGAGAAAGAGAGAGAGAGAGAGAGUGUGUAAUGUAUGCUGAUAUACACAUACAUAUACACAUACAUAUAUACACGGAACAUACAAACGUAUUAUAGCGCAUACUUUUUACAGUGAUACUAGCAGUAUGACGAUGUGGAAGUAUUAAAGUCUUAUUUUCUUUUUUGUUAUGAGAAUACAGAGAAAACAUGUUAUAUUCCUGAUGAUAUACGAAUAAAACAAAAUAUAAUAGAAAAAA